GCCUGCGCUCCCGCGCGGCGCAGCGGGUGAGUGCACCAAGGGACGACCGAGGGGUGCGGAAGGGGCGAGCUCCGCGCCUGAGGGCAGGAGCUGUGGGCAGAGAGGGGAGGGGUAGGGUAGCGGCCGCCGCAUGCCCGCCCUCUUCCCCCUCCCUCAUCCAUCUCCUGGGCACACCGGUCGGACCUGGCUGCAGGUAGAGGACAUCAAAUAGCAGGAUGGAAGAACUCUAGCUGAUGGUGAGACAAACAACACACCCUUUCAGCAUGGAGCCUGUUCCAGUUGACGGGGAACUUGAUAGAAAUUCACAUCAUGGUGAUAACAGAGACUCUUAUGGACCAUCAACAGUGGUAACAAACAGCGAUGAAUCACAGCAUUUAACUCUGGGAAAAAUGAGCCAGCGCCAGGGAAAAGAAGCCUAUUUUACCCCAUCCAAAGAGUUAUUACAACCAUCUCUCAGCCCAGGAACUGCCCACAGCCAUGAAUGUGAGGUAAAAGGCUGUUACUGCAACACCCUUGUUUCAACCAGCUAAUGCUAACCAGCUUUCACAGAGACCAUAAUCCUUAUACAAACACCUUAACUCAUGAAGGAAGAGGGUCCAGUGCGACGUAGGUUUUCUUCAUGUGCUGGGAUUUCAUCUGUGUUUUCUCCAAGAGCUGAUGGCCGAAAGCUUGUCCGAAAUGCUUCAUUUGGAGGAUAUAAUGAACUCUCUCCUGCUUUACCAGGUUUUGACAAAGGGAAGGAUGAAGUCUCACAAAACAAAGAGGAUACGGCACAUUCUAUGUCAAAAAGCAAGUCUGAAUCCAAGCUUUUCAAUGGCUCUGAGAAGGACAUCUCUUUAUCUUCAAGCAAGCUUACAAAAAAAGAAUCUCUCAAGGUUCAAAAGAAAAACUACAGAGAAGAAAAGAAAAGAGCUACAAAAGAAUUGCUUAGCACAAUCACAGACCCAUCAGUUAUAGUUAUGGCUGACUGGUUGAAGAUUCGUGGUACCUUGAAAAGCUGGACCAAACUGUGGUGUGUACUGAAACCAGGAGUGCUGCUUGUUUACAAAACCCCCAAAAAUGGCCAGUGGGUAGGAACAGUGCUUCUGAACGCUUGUGAACUCAUUGAGAGGCCUUCUAAAAAAGAUGGCUUUUGUUUUAAACUCUUUCAUCCUUUGGAGCAGUCCAUAUGGGCUAUCAAGGGUCCCAAAGGUGAAGCAGUUGGUUCUAUAACUCAGCCGUUGCCCAGCAGUUAUUUGAUCAUCCGAGCUGCUUCAGAAUCAGAUGGCAGGUGUUGGAUGGAUGCUUUGGAGCUAGCCCUGAAAUGUUCAAGUCUGCUUAAACGUACAAUGAUUAGAGAAGGUAAAGAACAAGAUUUGAACUCUUCGGCAGACAGUACUCACGUCUCUCUCUAUGGUCUGCUUCGUGCUAACAACUUGCACAGUGGAGAAAACUUACCGUUAAAUGACAGUGAAAUUGAAAGGCAUCACUUUAAAGAUCAAGAUAUGUACUCUGACAAAUCUGAUAAAGAAAAUGACCAUGAGGAAUCUGAUAAUGAUGGAUUGGGGAAAAGCGAAGAGAGUGACAGCGACACAUCAGAGCGACAGGAUGAUUCUUACAUUGAUCCAGAACCAAUUGAUAUCAAGGAAACUACUUACGUAGAACAGAGCCAUGAAGAACUUGGGGAGGCAGGGGAAGCUGCUCAGACAGAAGUCGUGUCAGAAGAAAACAAAAGUCUGAUCUGGACACUGCUGAAGCAAGUCCGGCCAGGGAUGGACUUGUCCAAGGUUGUAUUGCCUACAUUUAUCUUGGAACCUCGUUCUUUUUUGGACAAGCUGUCUGAUUACUACUACCAUGCAGACUUUCUGUCUGAAGCCGCUCUUGAAGAGAAUGCUUACAACCGCAUGAAAAAAGUAGUGAAGUGGUAUUUGUCAGGAUUCUACAAAAAGCCAAAGGGACUAAAAAAGCCGUACAAUCCAAUCCUUGGUGAGACCUUCCGCUGCAUGUGGAUUCAUCCAAGGACAAAUAGCAAGACUUUUUACAUUGCAGAACAGGUAUCCCAUCAUCCUCCAAUAUCUGCCUUCUAUGUUAGCAACCGCAAGGAUGGUUUUUGCCUUAGUGGUAGCGUUCUGGCAAAAUCCAAAUUCUAUGGGAAUUCAUUAUCUGCCAUACUAGAUGGAGAAGGACGACUAACAUUCCUAAAUAGAGGAGAAGAUUAUGUAAUGACAAUGCCAUAUGCUCAUUGUAAAGGAAUUCUUUAUGGCACAAUGACCUUAGAGCUUGGGGGAACAGUCAACAUCACCUGUGAGAAAACUGGCUACAGUUCAACAAUUGAAUUCAAACUCAAGCCUUUUUUGGGUAACAAUGACAGUGUUAACCAAGUAUCAGGGAAGAUUAAGCUUGGCAAGGAAGUUCUGGCUGUUUUGGAGGGUCACUGGGACAGUGAAGUUACCAUUACUGAGAAGACAGAUGUUUCAGAGACAUUCUGGAACCCAACAUCUGAUAUCAAGCAGCGUAGACUACCUAGAUACACAGUGAAGUUCGAAGAACAAGAUGACUUUGAGUCAGAGAAGCUUUGGCAACAAGUGACAAGAGCAAUAAAUAAUAAAGACCAAACAGAAGCUACUCAAGAGAAAUACAUUCUGGAAGAAGCUCAGAGAAAGAGUGCCAAAGAGAGGAAGCUUAAGGGUGAAGAGUGGACAUGCAAGCUGUUCGAUCAGGAUUCAGUCACAGGAGAAUGGCAUUACAAAUAUGCUGAUACCAGACCUUGGGAUCCUUUGAAUGAUAUGAUCCAGUUUGAAAAAGAUGGCACCAUCCAAACUAAAGUUCGGCAUCGGACACCAAUGGUUAAUGUUCCAAAAAUCAAACGAAAGCCAGCCAGUCAGAAGAAAGGGGAGUGUGGUUUCUCAUCCCCAGAGCCUGAUAACCAGGACUCCUCUGGAAGCGAAGCACAACUUCUGAAGCUUAAUACAAGAAUAAGGAAAAAAGGGGCAGAUCUUGGUGAACUUCAGAGUGCCAUUGAAUCUAUAAAGGAAACACAAGAAGACAUUAAGAGAGACAUUAUGGCUCUACGAAAUAGAGUCACUUCUAAUUCACCACCUGUGGACUACCAUUUUUUGCAGUUUAAGCACUAUGUCUUCAUUUUACUCGUGGUUCUGCUGCAGCUUAUCGUUAAUUUCUUGUUCAAAUAGGAAGUGUGAACAAGGGCCUUUCUGAACUGGAAUGAUCAAACUGUUACUGAGGAUCAUAUUUUAGGUCGGACUUUAAAUGAUGCAAUACUAUCUAAAAGAGCCCUGUAGCAACAACUUACAGAACUUUGCCUCAGCCUCCAUGGUUCAGAAUCAUACUCCUGUCUUUACCUAGUGGAAGUAGGAAUCGUGUAAGUGCCAGUACACUCUUGCUCCUGGUGUGUGCCUCUGUCUCACAGACAUCCAACAUCAGCCUUGUGUUUUAUAUUAUGUCAUAUACUGUAGUGAUGAAUCUUCACCACAGAACAGAUGCAGCUAAAAACUCAGAGGUCAGACCCUAUAGGCAGGAUGUGAUUCCUGUUGCAACAGAAUGAUAAAUGAGUAUACUUUGGUACAUUUAAACUUAGAAUUUUUGUAACAGAGGAACUUUUGAAGUAGCCAACACUUUUUUGUAAAUGGCUUUGGGUGUUUGAAAGUAAACAUUUGUUUAAGGUCCAAACAGACACAUGAUCAUGAGUGGGAUCACAUUAGGAACUGGCAAGUAAAAACCUCUGGUCUUUCGGAAUUCUGCAAAAUGAUGUCCUUUAUAAUGUCCUUGAUUUGUUUGGAAAGUAUGACAAUUUUAAUCCUACAGUGGCUUGUAAGCCAGCUGGGUUUUGUGGUUUGUUUUUUUAUAUAUAUAUAUAUACUUUUAGAAGUUCAGGUUCUUCGCGAAACUAUUCCUGCAUCUACUGUACAGAGCAUAUUUUUAACAGUACAGCACCCAAGAAGGUACUGUCUUGGUCCAGUCUCUCUCAUUGGUUGCAAAUGUCAAGGAUUUAUGGUAUGUUUGUAAAUCUAGAAAAAUCCACGGCUUUGAAUUUACAUUUGUAUAUGGCCAUGUCUCUGUUUGCAGAUAGACUGCUGAUGCCAGGGUUCACUCUUAUUUUCGAAGCAAAAUGUGAAGAGGGAAAAGUGUGCUUAAAAUGUAGCCUGAGUUGAACCUCCCAAAAGGCAGACAAUGGAGAACAGAAUCUGGGCACUAUCAUGGGUUCACUUGGUAAUGAAAACUUGUGUGUUUACAAGGGGAAAGGCUUCAGAAAUUGUGUGAGGGAUAACAACACAAAUAGCAAAACGAGUGAAACCUUAAGUCUUCGUUAAAUUUCUCCUUACUCUAAUAUAUACUACCUAACAGGACACACUGAUGCACCUAUUCAUUAUGCUGUAGCCAUACCAUAUUGGUGUGAGGCUUAAGUUUCAGUUUCAAACAGGUUUCCAGCAUUUGUAUUUGCAGAAAUAUAUGCCUUUAUCAAACUUGUAAAAUUCCAGCAAAAAAAUUGAGUGCCAGUGUAUACCUGGUGAAUUCCUAAUGCUACUCAAGCAUAAAAAAAUCAAAAGGGGGCUGUGUUGUAUGUAAAGGUACUUCAGUCACCCAAAUAAGAGGAUGAGUAGCACAAUGCAAAAGGGCAGCCAAGUUUGUUUUCAGAGUAUCCUCUCAGAAACCAAAUUCAUCCCUGGACAGUGGAACAUUUCAAAGGUCACUUGUGGCUCUUUGCUGUGGCCUGGUCACCCCUCUGCCCCUGGCAGCCUCCCUGACUGUCCAGGUAAUCCACCUUUUUGUUCUUCAUCUGUCUCACCUAGUAUUUAGUGAAAAUACUAUUUGCUUGUUUCUUGUCAGUCUAACUUACAAAUUCCUGUAGCAGACAUCUUCACACACUUUCUGUUUUUCUUUUUUUUCUUUCUCCUCCUUUGGGUCUCAGCUACAUAAAAGUUUAUUGUUUAAGCAGCCAACUUCAGUUUAUAACUUACAGCUCCAUAUUGGCAUAGUUUGGUCUUGAAUAAUUUUCUGGAAUGUCAUACCUUAACCAGAAUUAUCUUGUAUACGUGGGCAAGACCAAAUUCGAUUUGACUUGCACUUACAGCUCAUGAGGUAAAGUUUGUCAACAUAGAAAGUCCCUCUCUCACUGGUGUAGAAGUAUUUUUUUUUUAAAUCCCUAAGUUAAGUCUCUAAAAAAGAAGCUGAAGUUGUUUGCCAUGUGUAAGAUGGCAUAAAGAAAGCAGAAUAUUAUAGCAUUAGUGUUCUGAGUCUAGAAUUUGGCCAUUCAUUAUUGCAUUCAGGUGUCAAAGUGUUACCUGUCUUAAAACCCAUUAUAAGCCUUAAAGCCAUAUGAGAAUACCAGAGGAAAUAAGUGAGAAAUUGGGAAAUAACUUCAAUGCCCUAAAAUAAUAAUCUGCUAAAAAUCUGUGGUGCUGAAGCUCUUGUCUGAUAGUUAAAAGUUUCAGGCCUUUCCUUUUGACUUUUAAAUCACUUUUAUUCAAGAUCAGUUAAUAACACAGAGUGUGGUCAUUUUUACACAGACUGCAUACCAUUAAGUGUGGAUUUGACCCAGCUGGCUGGCUGCAGAGUUGGACAGCAGAGUCCACAUCUGAAAUUUAUGCCUAAGAGAAGUAAAAGACAACAGAGCAAGACAAAAUGCCUGUCCUUAUUUUCCUUUUCAACUUACUUUUUUAGUCCUGUUAUAGCAGUGGUUUCAUUGGUGACCCAGGAAGGUUAAACAAUGUCUUACUAAGCUUUCUGAAAAGCAGGAUUGCAGUCUGAUUGACUGUAUCAUUACAAAACUUAAAUUCUAAAGAAUGUAUAGAAAACUUAGUAAUUCCUGUCAUUUGCUGGGUUUUGUAUGAUGUUCUCUUCCAUGAAAGGAACAAAGAAAUAAGUCUGAUUUUUGCAGUGCAGCUGGUCAAAGGCAUGUACACAGCCUUUUCUUUAGUGCAUCAUCACCAUUGUCCUCCUUAAAUAUGAUGUGCACCAUCUUGAAUAUUACAUACUUAAGGCUGAGCCCUGCACACAGUUAGAAAAAUUAAUUGUACAGCUUUCAGAUAUUUGAGGGCUGUGGCUUCUUGCUAGUUUUUAAAGUUUAAAACAGCACUUGUUUUCACACUUGAUUUAAAGAUCUUGUUUCGUUCAGGUUUUUGUUUUUUUUUUCUUGUACAGGAAACGUUUUCAGAAUUAAUUGCCUUGUUCUGUUGGUUUGGGUCUGUCUUGUUUUUUUUGGUUUUGUGUUUGGUUUUUUUUUUAAUGCAUUCUAAGCCCUUAAUUUGACAUUUGUUAGUUAUAGAUGACCUAAAGUUAAGAAACCACCAUGUGAAAUGCCGUAUCACUUUCAGCAGCAGAUGAAGUUUGUUUCAUUUUAUAUGUUGAUUCCUUUAAAUAGCUGACAUUACUUAGGUUGUUUCCCCACCUACCCCUCCUGAUUCAAUCUCAUAAAUUAUUUGAAAGUUUGGAAGAUUGUCCCAUAAAAUGUAGUGAUGGUUUUUUGUUUUGGGUUUGGUUUUUUUUUGUGUUCACUGUCCUCCUGUGCCUUUGCGAUUAUUUUUUUUUCUAUACUGGUGUGUAUGGAACAGACUUUGUAUAGUUUCUUAAAAGGCUAUUAUUUCACCACUGUUUGUGUAAAUAACAUAUAACAAGGAUUCUGUACAUCUGUAAGUUUUAAUUAUUAUUUCAAGGAUAUCCUGGAAUAACAAAAUUUAGGAGACAUUCAAGUAUUGUAAACUGUGCCUUCUUGACAGGUUUCUUGCUGUUCUGAGAUAGGUAAAGAAAAUUUGUCAAGUUUGUGCCAUAUGUAACAUCUGACUUUGUGUUUGAAAAUAACUUCCUUGCUUCAUCCAUCCCUUGGGGGGGGGGGAAUCAGCUGUUAAAAACAACUUUAAAUUAUUCCCUCUUCUGGCUCCUGAGCCACAGAGUGGAGAAUUUUUGGUGUUUGAUACCGGCAGUCUUGCAAUCGGAAGCUGCAAUACUUUGUUUAUGGUAUCACAGAAACAGACGUCACAAAAUAGCAACCUCACAGAUUAUUUUGGCUUUUUAUCCUCGAUUUAACACUGCAGCAGGCUGCGGACCGAGGACGGGGCUCCCGGUAUCCGUCCCCGUUGUCACUGCCCCGGGACCCAGCCCAGGCCAUUACCGUGACCAAGGGGCCAAGCUGAGUCUUCACCGCACCGAGUCUGCCCGUGUUUCAGCUCGGCCGCC
Molecule: messenger RNA, 7170 nt
Organism: Calypte anna (Anna's hummingbird)
Lineage: Eukaryota; Metazoa; Chordata; Aves; Apodiformes; Trochilidae
Gene: OSBPL8
Product: oxysterol binding protein like 8
Exons: 25
Coding region: 582-3170 (862 amino acids)
Cellular component (GO): cytosol; intracellular membrane-bounded organelle; membrane
Molecular function (GO): cholesterol binding
Source: RefSeq, a predicted model, not a curated record